Parnassius mnemosyne (clouded apollo) is the source of this 267-nucleotide messenger RNA. Lineage: Eukaryota; Metazoa; Arthropoda; Insecta; Lepidoptera; Papilionidae. The record is from the annotation of a GenBank genome assembly.
AUGAAGUAUAUAAUAUCACUAUUAUUGUUGAUGGCAGUCACCAUAAUUUAUGUCCAUGGACAAGGAAUACCAAUAGCUAACUGUCCACCUGGCGAGCACUCAGUACUUUACUGUCCGCGAAUGGCUGAGCCGACUUGCGACAACCCUACGGUUCAUAAGUUGCCAGCAGUGGGGAAAGCCUGCGGCAUACCUGACUGUUUUUGUAAUACACCUUCAGUUCGUGAUACGAAGACUAUGAAAUGCGUCAAUAAGUUGGAUUGCUCAUAA